UGGAGCAGCCAUCAGGAUUCAUACCUUCCUCUGUUCCUUUCACUCGCCUCUCAGAGAUGAUGGCUGGUCGGCACGGAGACGACGGCGAAGACGAUGAUUACAUGGGCGACCUCUCCCUCUUCCUCCCUCCCGACCUAGACGUCGAUCCCAACAAGAAAUUGACAGAGAAAGUGAAGAAUAACCCUCCGGCUCCGAAUCCGAAGUCCAAGUUGCCGAAGGGACGUAGCUGGCAAGAGCAGCGGCGGCUCGAGAGGGAGAGGAAGCAGCGGGAGGAGGACGAGCGCACGAGGGCGAGCCUGGAGGAGGCGAUUCCGGACUCCAACGUGGGGUUCAGGAUGUUGAAGAUGAUGGGAUACAAGCCCGGGUCGGCGCUUGGGAAGGACGGUGGCGGGAUGGCGGAGCCGGUGGGACUCCAAAUUCGGCGGUCCAGAGCGGGAAUUGGAGUGGAGGAGGAUGCUGCGAGGAAGGAGAGGGCGGAGGUUGAGGGGAAGCGGAGGAGGGAAGAGGAUAUGAUGGCGGAAUUUGGAACGAGGCAGAAAACGCAGUGGAGGAGCAGGAGGGUUGUUUGGGAUUACAGGAAAGGAGAGGCUGCUUUGGCACAGUUGGAGAAGAGGGAGGUGGUUGAGCCCCCAAAGGAUAAUGAGAAUGAAGAGAAGCCUGAAGAGGAGGAAGAGGAAGAAGUGAUCACUGAAGAGCACCUGUAUGAUAUUCUAACAAAGCUUAGAGACGAGCACCAUUACUGCCUCUACUGUGGAUGCCAGUAUGAGUCUGCAGAGGCAUUGUCGAUCAAUUGUCCUGGAUUAACAGAGGAAGAACACUGAGCACCAGACCUUGAGUUUUUUUUUUGCCUGCACCUCUUCUUUUUCGAAGACUUCAAAGUGCUGAAGCAUCAUCCACUGGAUUGAUAUGGCAACCUGUGGGAAACAAAUGCACAUGCCCAUUCAUUCUUCUCGGUUGGUUGUCCCGCUUUUGAAGAUAUGUUCACGUUCAUCUUCAUGUAAGUCACAAGUUUGAUGCAUCUAACUUUGUUCAAAGUGAUGGGCUCGAGCAACUUUUGACAGCCUAUUUAUGAUAUUUUAUUUUAAUUACAAUUAUUAUAUGUAAAAUAUUAUUAUAUUAAAAUAUUUUUUUAUCAACUUAUCAAAAUUAUAUAAAUUUUAUUAAAAUUAUUUUAAUUUUUUUUUAACAGAUACUUAACAGUUACUAUAAUAUUGUAAUUGGAAUUUAAAUAAUUUUGAUUAGAAUAUUUUAAUAUAAUAGUAUUGAUUUUAAUUAAGGAAAAUAAUUAAUUAUAUUUUGAAAUUCAAAAAUAUAACGAAGGGUUGAUUUAUUGAUUUUUAUAAAAGGACAAUUUUUUAAUCGUGCUGGGUCUGUUUUGUCAAAAAUUUCUUUAGCAGUACAGUGCUGUCUGUUUGUUUUCUGACACAGGUCUGUCUGUCUUAGCACCCCUUUCGGUACUGUCUUGAUCUUCUGCCAGCGAGAAUCUUGAUUCCGAAGGCCAAACAAAUGCACUCUGCCAGGCCUUUUACAGAUGCCUCGGCAGGAGCUAACCAGCCAGUUGUUCGAAAUCGAUUGACGGAUUCAUUUCAAAAUAUUGAGUAAUAUUCAGACUCUGAGGGAAGCAUCAAUUCGAUGGCAAUGCAUCACAUGGCAUGUGGUCGCAUCUGGGACAUGUGUAAGCAUGAGGGGGCCAAGGUCUGACUGCUCUGUCACCUGCCAACACUAUUCAAGUGCAAUGAAGUGUCUUUGAAUUAUCACAGCAGUUUUCUUGGAAGAAAAUUCGAAAAUUCUUGCUCGGUUGGCAAAUAGAAUGGAUACUGAGAAUGUCUUUGAUCUA
Molecule: messenger RNA, 1837 nt
Organism: Zingiber officinale
Lineage: Eukaryota; Viridiplantae; Streptophyta; Magnoliopsida; Zingiberales; Zingiberaceae
Product: G patch domain-containing protein 11-like
Exons: 4
Coding region: 57-821 (254 amino acids)
Cellular component (GO): kinetochore
Molecular function (GO): nucleic acid binding
Source: RefSeq, a predicted model, not a curated record